Messenger RNA from Arvicanthis niloticus (Nile rat), 2167 nucleotides. The record is from RefSeq and is a predicted model, not a curated record. NCBI's taxonomy places the organism in Eukaryota, Metazoa, Chordata, Mammalia, Rodentia, Muridae.
GACCCCAGCCCGCCUCUUGGUCCUUGGCUCAGAGCUCGGCUGCUCUCCACCGCAUUCCUCUGCCCGAGGUGGGCACCCCGAAGCAUGAACGCGCCCGCAACUCUGUCCCCGGGGAUCGAGGACAACACCUGGACCCCUGGGAUCAACGCCAGUUGGGCUCCGGACGAGGAGGAGGAGGAUGCGGUGCGGUCCGACGGCACAGGAACAGCGGGCAUGGUCACUAUCCAGUGCAUCUAUGCGCUCGUGUGUCUGGUGGGCCUGGUGGGAAACGCCCUGGUCAUCUUCGUGAUCCUACGCUAUGCCAAGAUGAAGACAGCCACCAACAUCUACCUGCUCAACCUGGCCGUCGCCGAUGAGCUCUUCAUGCUCAGCGUGCCAUUCGUGGCUUCCGCGGCUGCCCUGCGCCACUGGCCGUUCGGGGCGGUGCUGUGCCGCGCAGUGCUUAGCGUGGACGGCCUGAACAUGUUCACCAGUGUUUUCUGCCUCACUGUGCUCAGCGUGGACCGCUAUGUGGCUGUCGUGCACCCUCUGCGCGCCGCCACCUACCGGCGGCCCAGCGUGGCCAAGCUAAUCAACCUGGGAGUGUGGCUAGCAUCCUUGCUGGUCACCCUGCCCAUCGCAGUCUUUGCUGACACCAGGCCGGCUCGUGGGGGUGAGGCCGUGGCUUGUAACCUGCACUGGCCUCACCCGGCCUGGUCUGCGGUUUUUGUAAUCUAUACUUUUUUGUUGGGCUUUCUACUCCCGGUACUGGCCAUCGGAUUAUGCUACCUGCUUAUUGUGGGCAAGAUGCGUGCUGUAGCCCUGCGGGCUGGCUGGCAACAACGGAGACGUUCAGAAAAGAAGAUCACUAGGCUCGUGCUAAUGGUAGUGACCGUCUUUGUGCUAUGCUGGAUGCCGUUUUAUGUGGUGCAGCUUCUGAACUUGUUCGUCACCAGCCUCGAUGCCACUGUCAACCAUGUGUCCCUCAUCCUGAGCUAUGCCAACAGCUGUGCCAACCCCAUUCUCUAUGGCUUCCUCUCUGACAACUUCCGGCGCUCUUUCCAGCGGGUUCUGUGCCUGCGCUGCUGUCUCCUGGAAGCAACCGGAGGUGCUGAGGAAGAGCCCCUGGACUACUAUGCCACGGCUCUCAAAAGCAGAGGGGGUGCAGGAUGCAUAUGCCCUCCACUGCCCUGCCAGCAGGAGCCUAUGCAAGCAGAACCUGGCUGCAAGCAAGUCCCUUUCACCAAGACCACUACUUUCUGAAAACCAUUUCACCCUCCCUCAGCUCACCUGCAAGCAGGUCUCCGCCACUCUCUCAAGCCAGCAACUUCAAGAACAACUCCUGUUUUCACUAAGCCAGGCCCUUUCAGCAGCUUGUGUGCUGUCCCCAGGAGCCUCAGGACUCCUGCUAGCCCCUCCCUCUCCUAGGACUGGCUCCAAGGACACCUCCAUGGGGGUAGGACUUCUCUGGGAUUCAGGCUAGAGUACUAUCCAUUCCUGGGCCUCUGGCAAUUUUUCAAGAGGUUCGGGAAGCAGGUGGUGGUCAGAAAGGGAUGUCUACCCUUGUGUAACUUGUGACAGUGACUGCUUGGAAGAGCCCUGAGAGGGUGAGGUAGGCAGAGCCUGUGCUCUUGGUAGACUAUUUGCUGUAUGGUAGCAUAGUGUAUAUGGUGAGACAGGGGAGAAGAUACGAUACCAAGUGUUUUCCCUCAGUGUCUGUCUGAGUCUCUGGUUGCUAAGUGAGAUGUCUAUGCAACAGCGGAGGGCGCUUGCUUUGUCACCGUAGGAAGUGUUUUUCAGUUGUCAAGGGGCCAGUAGCAGACUUCCUGCAAAGGUGAAAGGCUUAAAGAAGCAUGAUGUGGGGCGUUUUUGCAAAGCAUAAAAUUUCUGGUCAUGAAUUAAAAGGCAGUAAGGAUUAAAAUCUCAUCAGCUGCAGUGUUUUUUCCACCCCUUUCCCUGGUUGCAGGAAUAUGAAACCCCAUUAAAGCCCAAACUCUAUGAGGGAGAGAGUGUCAGGAAAAGACCAGAGAACUAGGUAGAAGGGAAACAGACUCUGUUUUGACAUCAGAUGAUGACCACAAUGAAAAGCUAUUUGUGUGCAUUGUAAGUUAACCACGGCUCCAGUGUAUUUCCCCUGAGGAAGAUUCAGAGCCUGUCAGAGCUUUACUUUUGCUAAAUCAGUGGAGGG